AUGCUUUAUAUAAUAGGAUUAGGAUUAUGUGAUGAAACAGAUAUAACAGUUAAAGGUUUAAAUGCAAUCAAAUCUUGUGAAAGAGUAUAUUUGGAAUCUUAUACUAGUAUAUUAAUGAUUUCUCGAGAAAAAUUGGAAGAGUUUUAUGAUAAAAAAUUAAUUCUUGCCGAUAGAGAAAUGGUAGAAUCUCAAAGUGAUGAAAUUUUAUUAAAUGCAGAUGUAAUCAAUGUAGCUUUUCUAGUAGUCGAUUUAGUUAUACGAGCACGAGAAUUAAAUAUUUCGAUUACAAUAAUUCAUAAUUCAUCUAUAAUGAAUGCAAUUGGAGAAUGUGGAUUACAACUUUAUAAUUUUGGACGAACUAUUUCUAUACCAUUUUUCACGGAUAUUUGGAAACCCGAUAGUUUUUAUGAUAAGAUUAAAGAAAAUAAAAAUAUCAAAGUGAAAGAACAAAGUAAUGAAAAUUUAGCAAGGGGUAGAAAAAUAUAUGAACCACCUCGAUUUAUGACAGUAAAUCAAGCAAUUCAACAACUUUUAGAAAUUGAAGAAAUUCAUAAAAAACAAGUAAUAACUCCCGAAUCAUUAGCAAUCGGAAUUGCUCGUCUUGGAUCAACUACGGAUUAA
Molecule: messenger RNA, 621 nt
Organism: Diversispora eburnea
Lineage: Eukaryota; Fungi; Glomeromycota; Glomeromycetes; Diversisporales; Diversisporaceae
Source: the annotation of a GenBank genome assembly